Messenger RNA from Melospiza melodia melodia, 3124 nucleotides. It is a transcript of the gene ENDOV, whose product is annotated as endonuclease V. Lineage: Eukaryota; Metazoa; Chordata; Aves; Passeriformes; Passerellidae. The transcript is spliced from 10 exons. Gene Ontology annotation, cellular component: nucleolus; cytoplasm. Gene Ontology annotation, biological process: DNA repair. Bases 12 to 821 code for a protein of 269 amino acids. The record is from RefSeq and is a predicted model, not a curated record. Gene Ontology annotation, molecular function: single-stranded RNA binding; RNA endonuclease activity producing 5'-phosphomonoesters, hydrolytic mechanism.
CCGGCGCCGCCAUGGCCGCGUCCCCCGCCCAGCGGGGCCGCUGGGAGCGGGAGCAGGCCCGGCUGAGGGCCAGCGUGCUGGAGGAGGACACGGAGCCCUGGCAGAAGGAGCCGCAGUUCGCGGGGCUGCACAGAGUGGGAGGCGUGGAUCUGUCCUACAGCAAGGGGGACGAGAGCCGUGCCUGCGCCUCCCUGGUCGUGCUCAGCUACCCGGACCUGCAGGUGCUGUACCAGGACUGCCGCAUGGUGCCCGUCACCGCCCCGUACGUGGCCGGGUUCCUCGCCUUCCGAGAGGUGCCUGUCCUGGUGGAAGCCGUGCAGAGACUUCAGCAGGAGGAGCCCCAGCUCCAGCCUCAGGUGCUUCUGGUGGAUGGGAAUGGCCUGCUCCAUCCCAGAGAGUUUGGCAUAGCCUGUCACCUCGGAGUCCUGACAGACCUGCCGUGCAUCGGCGUGGCCAAGAACCUCCUGCACGUGGAUGGCUUGGUCAGGGAUGAGCUGCACAAGGAACAGGUUCGUUCCCUGCAGAGGUCAGGAGAGGCAUUCCCACUGACAGGCACCUCGGGGAAGGUCCUGGGCAUGGUGAUGCGGAGCCACAGCAACAGCUCCAGGCCCCUGUAUGUGUCCGUGGGGCACCGGGUGAGCCUGGGCACGGCCGUGUCCCUGGUCAGGGCCUGCUGCCGCUUCCGCAUCCCGGAGCCCAUCCGGCAGGCUGACAUCAGGUCCAGGGAGUACCUGCGGAGGCAGCCCUGUGCUCCCGUGGAGGGGCUGCAGGCCGUGCCUGCCAGCCCUCAGAGCAAAAAGGAGGCUGAAUCAGAGGAUUAGCCUGGUGCCAGAAGAAAGUGCAGAGCUUCUCUUCACUGGGUCCUGUCCUGCACAAGGCUGGGUCCUGCUGGGUGCAGGAGCCCAAUGCCACCCUGGGCACAGCUGUGCCAGGCUGUGUCCCGCAGCACAGCACCAGCCACUGCUCGGGGAGAGUCCUUGCAGUGAAUUUCUCAGGGUUCCUUUUCCAAUACUGUUAAAGUCUUUGUGUAAGCAAAGCUCACGUGAGGGUUUGCAGCACCUCACUGGAGUCCUUGUGCGGCUGCAGGGCUGAUUUACAGAGGUGCUGAGGCGCUGCAGAGGCAGCCUGUGUGUGCCACCACGCCUCUGUGGCUCUCUGAGAGCCCUCCCUUCCCUCUGGUUUUGGAGCAGUUCCCCUGUCCCUGCAGCCUGGGCUCUCCAUUCCCCCUGCACAUCCCUGGGGAGCAGCAGCCCCACUUGCAGCUCUCCUGGAGGAGGGAUCAUCUCAGGGGAAAGGAUGAGGGAACCCUCUCCCUCCCAGGGGCUUGGGGAGUCAUUCCUGGCACACAGAGAGCUCCAAGUGCCCAAAUCCCAGCCUGGAGACCUGAGGAGCAGAGCCCAGAGCCUCUGUGCCCAAAUCAUCCUCAACCCUGGUCCAUCCUGCAGGACCAAAGCUGCUCCCAAGGUGUGGGGUCCUGGCUGGGGCUGGCAGGUGGUUCCUGAGUGUUCUGAGGAGCAGCAGGAGCAGAAGGUGCUCUGGGAGAUCCUGGUGUGGCUGUGAAGAUUCCAGCCUGAAGAGGAAGAACAUGGCAGCUUUCCUGGGGAUGGGGAGGGGCCCUGUGGGCUGUUUCACCUCCAUUUUGCAUAAAUUUGUUGUACAACUUUUGUUCUUUUCUGCCUUGGAGCUGCUCUGGGUGGGGAGGACGAAGCCCAGCCCGUUGUGUCUCUGCUCUGUUGGGUCUGAACCAGGUGGGGAAAGGGGGGAAGUGACAAAUCCUGGGGCCAUCAGGGCAGGGCUGGGGCUGUCCUGGCACUGCUGGGGACAGGGGACACAGGGACAGCCGUGUCCCCUCCUUGCAAGGACACAGCCAUGUCCCCUCCUCUGCCAUGGCCUGAGGGAGCAGGGAUCAGUUCGUUCCUCAUUCCAGCCCCACACAGACAGUGACUUCUCUGGCAUGGUCACAGAUUCGGACCCCAGUGACAGGGUGGGCAGGGGACAGCUCCUCCCCAGGGCUCAUGGCAGAACACCAGGGAAUCACCUGUGUGCUGAGAGGGUCAUCCCUGGCCCAUCCCAAAUUCUGGGUGACACCAUUGGUUCAGCCCAGGUGUGCUGAGUGGGGCUCCUCAUUGUGGGUGCAGUUUAACCCCAGGUGUGCUGAAUGGGGCUCCUCUUUGUGGGUGCAGUUUAACCCCAGGUGUGCUGAAUGAGGCUCCUCGUUUGGCUCUGAGGGGAGCAGCUCCUCCAGGCUGGCCCUGGCACAGCAGAGGAACCUUCAAAGUGUGGGACUGUGGCUCCUCCUGCCCUGGUGAGUGUCUGGCUUUCAUCUCAUGUUUAAUGUCUGUGGUUUUAAUCCCUGAUCCAUUGGUGACAUUUUUCUGUGUUUCUGGUUGGUAUUUGACGAUGGGAGCUUUGGGGUGGGUUGGUUAGGGGAGGCUCUGCAGCCAGAGCUGUGCUUUGGGUGGAAGCUGGAGGAACCCAGCCCAGCUCAGACAGGAGCAUGGGGCUGUGGCUGCUCAGGGCCUGUCUCUGGGUGCCCCUGUUGGGAUCUGGGUGUUUGGAUCCAUGGAGGGUCCGUGUGCUCAGCCUGUGAGGGAUCCAGGGCUGGGGACACUGCAGGGGACUCUGCUGUCCUCGGCUGGCCUGAGUCCCCCCAGCUGCCUCUGCCCGUGGGUGAGGGAAAAUCAGGUGAAAAAAUAAAAAACAACAGCAUCAAAACCAGCUCUGCAUCAGUGCCCCGGCUUCCCUCUGCGUGAGGCCCUGAACUCCUCCCGAGCCCAGGUGAGCUCGGGUGACUCUGGAUGAGUCACCUGGGGAGGGGAUGGUGCUGCGGUGCCCCGUGAGCCCUGCUGGGGCUCUGUGUGUGCCUUUGGGCUCUGGGGUGCUCUCCCAGCUGCCCAAACGGGGCAGUUCAGCCCUUCCUAAAGGAAGGGACUAAUCUCUGUGUUUGGUGUCUGCUGGUGGCUCUUUGGACACAAUAAGGGAUUAACUUGGUCUUUAUCUAAUUGGUUUAUAACCCUGGGAAGGGAAAAUCGCUUUGUAAUGCUCGAAACCUCUUAACAGAAACUCAGAGACUGGAGCUUGAGUGUCCUUCGAAAUAAACUCAUAGAUGGCUUGUCUUUUUUAA